AAACAUCAGCCACAGAACAUUUUAUCUGCUGAGGGAUUUCUCUGGCUGGAGGGUGGCGUGCCAAACAACAGGAGAUGUAAAUCAACAUCACAAGAGGCAGCCACCUCUGGGGCAUGUAGGAGGGUCAACAAGCAGGGUUCCUUAAAGACAGAGAGAAGGUGUGUCCCAUUGGUUGUUUGCAUUCACAAUGGGCAGGUGGAGCCAUCAAGAGCUGCCUCAAAGCGAGCUGCUCCACCUGACAACAGUCCACUGACAAGUCUUGAUGAAAGUGUGCAGGGCCUCUGACUGGAUCUCUACUGAAACUCAUUGGACUAGGACACCCUGAGUACAGAGCAUUUCCUGGAGCAUCUUGAACGGAGCGCUGUUGCAGUAUCGUAAAUGCUGCCUGAGUUGGCGGCAUCUCCAGAAAGUAGCCAUACCGUCAAAAUGCUGGGCAUCAUAGAGCAAUGGGAUGCAGCGUCUGGCAAUCAUACAGAAAACACUGACAAGUACCUGUUACUUAUGCUUUUCAAGUUAGGACUGGAUGCAGUGGCCCUUCACUUGUGCUGCCGGAAGCGGUUUACCUCCUUUUUAAGCAUGUGCAGCCUGUCCAUCGUCUUGGCUGACUUGGUGAUGGUGUUAUUAUUGGCAGGUGUGUGGUUUCUUGGGCCGGAGAGGUAUCUUGUGUCACUGUGCUUCAUCUUGGCUAAGGCCUCGAAAACAUAUGAAGCACUGCCGCUGCCCAUGACAUGCCUGGGUUUUCUAGACUACUGCUUAGAAGACAGCAACCUCUGCAAACAGAGCAUGCCCUGUAAAUACAUAAGGAAUGCUGUCCUGACUUUGCUGGUGUGGAUGCUAGCUGUUUUUUACUCCUUUGUUUCUGCCACUUCCGAUCUGAUGGAGCUGGAUUAUGUGACAGGUGUAAGGGCCCUUGUGUGUGAUGUAGAGGAGUCUGCACUGAUUACCUACUUCAUUUUGGGGCUGUUCGCAGUAGUUAUUUGUACCAUGCUGCCUUAUUGGUCAAUGAUUCCCCAGUGGUUGAAAGAGGCUGACAGAUUAUCUGAAGCAAGGGAAGAACAAGAGAACCAGAGCAGCGAUUUGUUGUUCACUUCAACCAACUGCACUGAGACAAAAAGUGGCAUGGAGAACAAUCUGGAGGAGACAGUCCAGCCAUACCCGCCUCUGUGGUUCAGCCUAACACUGGGCUUCAGUAUAUUUUGGAUGCCUUAUCUCACCGUAUCUGUGGGCUGUUUGAUCUUAGGCUAUGGAGUACCUGCCUACAUCACUGUUAACCUUCUGUGGUUGGAGUGCGCCAACAGUUUCCUGAUGGGUGUGGUGUUUUGGGUAAAUAGCAAGUCGCAAGGACCAUACAGCCAGCUCCCAGAAAACGUGUGCUUGUGGCAUGUUUACUGGCAUUUGAGCAGAGGAACACAACAGCAGCAACUGCCUGUAGCUGUGUUUAACCCAUCAAAAGCAAAGAGAAACACUCUCCUCUAUGUGUGACAGAAGAAGAGGUCAACAAUAAACCUGUUACACCUAAGAGCCAACAGCCAACAUCAAUUGAAAAGCAUGAUAGGAGAAGGUAAAGAAAGACUUGACCUAGCAUCUGUAAGUGGUUCACCUGUGUGUUAGAUGCUUAAACUGAAGCCUGGACACAGACAUGAAUGUCCCAGCUCUUCAUCAGCUCAAACAGAAAGGCUUUUGGGAAAGAAUUAAACUGUACAUGCUGCAGUUAACCAGACACUGUGACUGGACAGGGUCUCUGCAGGUUUCAACAAGUCAAAUUUAAGACUUUUUAAGACUUUUUUAAGACCAUAAUGAAUACAAUUUAAGACCCAUUUCACAUCGAUAAAUUCGAUAAAUUCUGACCGGGCAGCACAGGUAGCCUACUUCAGUUCCACUUUGUAGUUACGUUAUAGCGUCCUCAAAAAUCGAAACAUUUAAAAGCGAGACUGAAGUUUAUGCAUGUUUUAAAUAAAAGUAACGUCAAUAGAUUUUUAAGACCUUUCAAAAUCGUAUU
Epinephelus lanceolatus (giant grouper) is the source of this 1999-nucleotide messenger RNA. Its product is annotated as putative G-protein coupled receptor 160. Gene Ontology annotation, cellular component: signaling receptor complex; plasma membrane. The record is from RefSeq and is a predicted model, not a curated record. NCBI's taxonomy places the organism in Eukaryota, Metazoa, Chordata, Actinopteri, Perciformes, Serranidae.